GCCAACUCCUGCACAUCCCUUGGAGAACCACAGAAUACCCAUAGCCAGUAGAUGUUGAUUACGCUUGAGUAUGGCACCUAUUGGUUAUAAAAUGAGCAGAAAGUGACUUCACGAAACUUCUGGAAGUCUGCCUGCUGAUCCUACUAAGAAGCCGCUAACAGCAUCACCAGGCAACAGAUCGAGCAACUAGACUUGGGGAUUUGGUAUAAAGAUCGCUGUAAUUCCUCACAAGAGGAAAGAAACAAACCAUCUUUGCCUUCUUCAUCACUCUGCGUCAACAUAACUCUACCACAUCUCAGACAAUGGCCUCCCUGCCCUUCAGUGCCCGUCCCUAUGCGGUCCCUGCUUCAGCAAAUCUCACGCCCACCAGCAUCUCAAUCCCUGAUGCCGAGAUUGACAGUUUGAGGACACUUCUCAAGCUUACGCGCAUUCCCAAGCCCAACAGAUUCAACUCGCGCGAUGAUGGGUCUUUCGGCCUUCAUCGAGAUGUCCUCUCAGCGUUGGUAAAAUACUGGGAGCACGAUUACGACUGGAGAAAAUGGGAGUCUACUUUCAACACUAUUCCUCAGUUCAACAUGGAUGUUACCGAUGACGACUCCAAAACAUACAAGAUUAACUUCUUCGCUCUUUUCUCUAAAAACCCAUCUGCAAUCCCCAUUCUCUUCCUACACAGCUGGCCGGGCUCUGUUGUAGAGUAUCUCCCGAUCCUUCGCAAACUCCAAUCUCAAUACGAUGCCGAGUCACUUCCUUAUCACAUCAUUGUGCCUCACCAUGUCGGGUUUCCAUUUUCUGACGCACCGCCUCUCGACAAAGACUUUUCGCAUCUCGACAAUGCUCGCCUCAUGUCGAAGAUGAUGCAUGCGUUGGGCUUCGAUAAGUCUGGCUAUAUUGCCUCAGGUGGUGACCUCGGCGGUUGGUCAGCGCCCGUCAUUGCGAAUCUCGAUCCAGCGUGCAAACUCGUUCACAUGAGUAUGCUGAACGUUUCACAACCUGCUGGUGAAGAUGUCGAGGCCGGUAUUGAGGCAGGGCGGUAUACUCCAGAUGAGGUAGCAGCCUUUGCCAAAAUGGCCGAAUUUGCAAAGACAGGCACCGCAUUCAUCCAACUCGACGGAACGAAGCCGGCCAGUGCAGGGUAUAUCAUCGGAAGCAACCCAGUGGCACUACUCGCCUGGAUCGGGGACAAGAUGAUCAAGUGGUCUGACAAGACACCAGACAGAGAUCUCAUCAUCACGAACCUGGCCCUCUAUUGGUUCACGGGCUGCUUCCCAACGUCGGUAUAUAUUCAUCGCGUGGUCUUUGAGAACGUUGGGCUCAUGAUGAAUGGUUGGAAAACCCUCAAAGUCCCACUAGGAUAUUCAGCAUUCAAGCAUGAGCUUGUCACUGCACCUGAAAGGUGGAUCAAGCAAACAGACCAGGUAAGCUGGUAUCGAAUGCACGACAAAGGAGGUCAUUUUGCUGCACUUGAAGAGCCAGAGGCUUUAUGGAAAGAUGUUGAGGAUUUUAUCGGGGAAUUUUGGUCAAAGGCCAUUUGAGUCCUUUUGGUGUAACCAGUUUUCGAAGGUUUGCAUGUGUUUUCGUUGCAUGGAAGGAAACAUUGUAAGAUGAGAAUCCUUUACAAUUGUGGAGUCACAUAAGAGAUUGAGAAGGCAUAGGACGGUGUGCUCAACAACUAAUGCUCCGGUCCAAUAAGAACAAAUUUUUACGCAAUCAUCGAGAGUAUUCUGAUAUUGAGUGGAUAGGAUAUAGUUGCUGCCCUAGAAACAAGAAAGUACCAGACAGCUCAAUGUUGCAACAGUGA
Colletotrichum acutatum is the source of this 1798-nucleotide messenger RNA. RefSeq names its product Alpha/Beta hydrolase protein. The record is from RefSeq and is a predicted model, not a curated record. Gene Ontology annotation, molecular function: epoxide hydrolase activity. The transcript has a single exon. Gene Ontology annotation, biological process: epoxide metabolic process. NCBI's taxonomy places the organism in Eukaryota, Fungi, Ascomycota, Sordariomycetes, Glomerellales, Glomerellaceae. The coding region runs from base 303 to 1532 and encodes 409 amino acids.